This is a messenger RNA of Aureobasidium musti, 324 nucleotides long. Lineage: Eukaryota; Fungi; Ascomycota; Dothideomycetes; Dothideales; Saccotheciaceae. The record is from the annotation of a GenBank genome assembly.
AUGGGCACAGAGGUGUCAGAGAAGUACCGAGACUGGAUGGAAGCAGCUGGAUUCGUGGAUAUCGAAGAGCAACACUUCAUGUGGCCGUCCAACCCAUGGCCCAAAGACAGAUACAUGAAGGAACUGGGCAACUGGAACAUGAUCAACAUUCUGGAGGGUCUCGAAGGAUUUUGUCUGGCGCUAAUGACCAGAGGACUUGGCUGGAAGAAAGAGGAGGUUGAUGUUUUCGUCGCCAAAGUCUCAGCCGACGUCAAGAACAAAGGUAUCCACGCCUACUACCCGAUGCCGGUCGUCUGGGGUAGGAAGCCUCUGACGGCGAACUGA